UACCAGCAGGGAAGCUCCAGGUCAUGGAGAAGUUCUUCACGCCGGUCCCGCAGGCCAAAGAGGGGAAGGGGGCCUCCGAGUUGGCCCUGCGGGACUGCCGUUGCCGCCGACAGUGGACGGAGGGCCGGAGCGACCGUUUCUCCACCCUCUCCUCCUCCUCGGCCUCCACCUCGGCCUCCAGCUCCGCGGCCUCGUGGUCCUCAGAAGCCAGCCUGGACAAGGAGGCCUUCCUGCUGACCGGCUCUCGGUACCACUCUCGGCACUCCCGGUCCUGCGUGGACGUUUCCGGGGAAGCCAAGGCCUUCCGCCCGGGCCAGGACGCGGACGCCUCCUACCCGGGGGAAGAAGCGGGCGGUUCGUUUGCCCAGCUGCAGAGAGGCCAGAGCAGGAGUGCCGACCGGCUGGCCCGCCGCCAGGGCCACCCCGAAGCCCCCUCGCUGCCGACCGAGAGCGACGGCGUCGACCGACACCUCUACAAGGCCAUCAGCCUGGAGCGGAGCCUCAUGUUCAACGAGCAGGCCGAAAUCCUGGCCCCCCGGCCACCCCACCAGGCCGGAGCUGCGGCCCCCGGCAAAAGCAUCCUGAAGAACGGGGCCGUUGCCGGGGGCGACCGGCUGCGGAAGGCCAAGUCCAUCGAGACCAUCACUGUCCGGCCGGCGGGAAGGGAGCCGCGGUCCGGCCCGGAGCCCCCCGCGCGGCCCCUGCAGCGGCAGAAGCAGCCGCCCAGCAGCCUGGACCUGAGCGCCCCCCAGAAGCCGCCUGCCGCCGAACGGAUGAAGCUGGUGGAAGAGAAGCUCCGCUUCUCGGAGUUCCUCAACGAGAUCACCCGGCAAGUGAUCAGCCCUUCCAAUCUCAGCUCGCUGGGUUGGAAGCCUCCGGAAGCCCCCUCCGCCGGCCAAGCCCCCAGCAGCGACGGGUCCGAGUCCAAAGGCUCCAGCAGCAAAGGCAGUUCGCCUGGGUCUUUGCUGGAGAUGGCGGACGGGAGGGGGAAGGAGGAGAAGGCCCCUCGUGGCUGGAGGAGACCGGGGCAGCUGGAAGCCAAGGGGGACACUGUCCCGAAUCGCCACCACCACCACCACCAUCAGCUCCAACACAAGGCCGGCCCGGCCCCUGCCAGGACCACCGACGAGGUCAGCACCAGUCGAGAAUUGGGCCCUUUCAUCCACCCGUCAGCCAGCCUGGGGAGUUUGCCCACCCAAAUGACAGAGACAGGCAUGGGGCAAAGAAAGUCAGGGGAAGUCUGGGCUGGAAAGGAUGCUGAGGACCACCAACAGCCCCCCAAGAAGGAUACGGCCCGGGUUGCUGAGAAACCAAAUGGCAAAUCACCGCAGGAGAGUGUGGCAGUGGAGGCCAGGACACACAGCAAGGAGCUGCUGGCAGAGAUGAACACAGAGCAACAGAUGUCCCCUCCGGAAGAGGAGCCAGCACUCUCAGCCCAGAAGGGGGGAGAGGGGUCCAAAUCUGGACUCAGCCAGCGAGACCUCCAGAAAACCUGGGAGGAGUUGGAAGCAUUAAAGGAAAAAUUCAGCAGACUUCAGGAAGAUUAUUCGAGUACCCGGCAUACCAACCAGCUGCUGGAAGAUAAACUUCAGAUUAUUGCUCAGAGCAUGGCAGAAGAGAGGGAGGCUUUGAACCAGCGCAUCAAUGAGCUGCUGGAGAGACUCAUCAGCGCACAGAGCACCAUUUGCACCCUGGAGAAAAUUAACAUCUCGGGGCUGCUCUCUGGACCCCACAAGAAGCACCGACGUAGCGAGAAGGCUGAGUCCCCCGACAGCCUCUGCUCUCUGCGUAUCGUGGACGUGGCGCCCCCUCCCGCUUUCAUGGACGGUGCCUCGGAUGCCCGAACCACACCGAGCCAGUCUGAUUCGGCGACUGAAACCAGCAAGCUGGGCUGUAGCUCGGAGUCGGACACAGCUGCCCCCAACGGAGACCGGACCUCACUGCGGGAGUAUGGGAUCCUGGUGCCCCCCGUGGAAAGCCUCAAGAGGCACAGCAAAAGCCAUGCCCGGGUGACUGCCUUCACCCCCUGGAAGCAGAAGUCAACGAAAUUUUCCGCCGAACAGAUGAACUCAACCGAGAGCGAGUGCAGUGGGGAGGAGACGUUCCCACUCUGCCCUCCCCCCGCCCCCCGCUUCCUAUAUUUGAGGCAAGAGGCCCUGGUGGCCGCCUCAGAGCCUAGCAGUCUCCCUCCCCUGCCUGCCCCGGAGUCCGUGGGCUUUGAGGUGGGCCGCCCUCAUUCCCCCACCGGCCAGGCAGCCGGUGGGCAGCUGGAGCUGGUGCUAGAGCUGAACAGCUCGGAGAGCUCCGAUGACGAGGAGGUCUCCUGGAAUCCCGGCUUGGUGGAGAAGACGACGUUGGGAUCCCCUUUAGACUAUCACUCAGCCCAGAAGAUGCUCGACAGCCUGCUCCAAAAGAGCUCUGAGCAGGAGAAGAGCCGGGAGAAGGCAGCCCGCAAGAUGGGGCGGCCCGGGGGAUACCGCUUGGCCGGGUUUCAAGAAGGGAGCAAUCCAGGCCGACUCGCCACUCACCAGCACAGAAUCCGCUACUACCAGGACUUCCCGAACGCUGGGGAGGAAUCGCCUGAGGAGAAGAGCUACCCACAUGGUGUGGGGUCCCUCACAAGGGGCACCAAGGGGAUGGCAGUGGGGCUGGAAGGCCGUGAUGCUGCACAGGACUCUACGUCGCUUUGAAGUGAGAAGGCAGCAGCAGCCUGUAUAGGGAGGCACCCCUUCGUCUCUCGGCGCUCUGAACUGCAGAUUGUGUGGGGUGGCGGCGGGGCUGGUUAUGGUUCUUCAGUGAUGAGAAAAAGACGAUCUGCAUGUGGCUCAGAGGAACUCUUUCCUUGUAUUAUUACCUCCACAUGAAUCGGGGUUGAAAACCAGGUUCUGGGCUAUAGUGAAUCCCUGGCAGGGUCUGGCUUGGACUUCGCCUCUCCGAGUAACUCCCUGUACAGACAUGAUGGUAUACGUGCUCUGAGGGGUGUGUGCAUAUGCUUGUGUGAAUGACUCCCCCUGCAUUCCGUUGGAAGAUAGCCUGGGGAAAAGUCCUUCAAAUGCAGGGUACAAGAGCGUUGUUAAGAUGUUAUAAAACUGGAUGGCUGGAGCUGUGUACAGUGGGGCAAAGGGGGGAGGAAACCCCGCCUCCACCCCACAGGGACGUAGGAAGCUGCCUUCUACCAAGUCAUACCAUUGGUCCCCCUAGCUCUGUAUUGUCUACCCAGACUGGCAGCGGCUUCUCCAAGGUUCUAGGUAGCUCGGUCUGGAGCUGCCAGGGAGGGAAGUGGGAAUCUUCUGCAUACAAGCAUGCAGGUGCAAUCGUCCCAGAGUGUCAAUCAGCAGCGUGCUCAGCCACUCACAUGGGGGAGAGGGAGGAGACCUAAGUGUGACGGUGGGCGCAACGUCUUGUGCCCAGAUCUGGAGCCUACAUUUGAAGGAAGACAUUGAUAAACCGGAAUGGGGUCAGAGGAGGGCAGCCAAGGUGGUGGUGAAAGACUAAAACAUUGAGGGCUUCUUAGUUUAGAGAGUGAGGUGGUUGGGGGAGUGUCUGGCAGCAAAAGCAAGACACACCACAGGAAGCCCUUCUCCGCUCAGCACAUAAUGUGUGGACUUUGCUGUCACAGCUGCAGCAGCAGACCAUGAGGUCAUUCACACAAUCAAAAGCUGUGUUCUGCCUGGGUUUGGGAGCUUUGUGGGCUCCCAAUUUCUGGUUGCGUGGAAGCAAGGUAGGAAGAAAACCUGGGCAGAAGUGAUUGUGUGGAAGCAAGUUAAGAGGAAAACCUGGGUAGCUGUUCCUUCCACCCAAUCACUUCCACUCAGGUUUCUCUCCCAUCUUGCUUCCACCCAAUCACUACCACUCAGGUUUCCCUCCUACCUUGCUUCCACCCAAUCACUUCUACUCAGGUUUCCCUCCUACCUUGCUUCCACCCAAUCACUUCUACUCAAGUUUCCCUCCUACCUUGCUUCUACCCAAUCACUUCUACUCAGGUUUCCCUCCUACCUUGCUUCCACCCAAUCACUUCCACCCAGGUUUCCCUCCUACCUUGAUUCCACCCAAUCACUUCCACCCAGGUUUCCCUCCCACCUUGCUUCCACACAACUGAAACCUGGGAGCACACACAGCUCCCAGACCUGGGUAGAACACAGUUUUUGAUUGUGUGAAUGACCUCUAUUUAUUCAAAGCCCUUUUUCCAACUACAGAAGUAGCCGGUGUAGCUUCCCACCUCCAAUUUAUGAACACUUCCCAGACAUUUUCUAAUUGGAAAGAGAGAAAGAAAAUGAAAACAUAACCGUGACUGAUAUAAUUUGAGAGCAGGUGUGGCACAUGGUAGGUACUGUCAUUGGAGACUUCUGGUUUGGUUUUUUUUGUUUUUUACUGUUGUGUAAGUGUUGUAUACCUACAAAUACUGUUUAUAUAUAGGAUUUUGAGAGUUAAUACAUGUUUUUUGACUAUCCAAGUAGUUGGUCCCAAAAAUACUAUCAAUAUAAAGUUAUGAAACUGGAAAGCAA
Messenger RNA from Hemicordylus capensis (graceful crag lizard), 4505 nucleotides. RefSeq names its product muscle M-line assembly protein unc-89-like. The record is from RefSeq and is a predicted model, not a curated record. Lineage: Eukaryota; Metazoa; Chordata; Lepidosauria; Squamata; Cordylidae. The coding region runs from base 24 to 2690 and encodes 888 amino acids. The transcript has 6 exons.